AUGGUGGGCCAAGCGAAAUCCUCCCCUCAGCAAAUCCGCACCGUCACGACGGACCUCCUCAAGAUUAACCACCCCGUCAUGCUGGCCGGCAUGAACGUCGCCGCAGGCCCCAAGCUUGCCGCCGCCGUCUCCAACGCCGGAGGAAUCGGUGUCAUUGGCGGUGUUGGAUACACUCCAGACAUGCUCCGGGAGCAGAUUGCAGAAUUGAAGGGCUUCCUCGAUGAUAAGAAUGCGCCGUUCGGUGUGGAUCUCCUCCUGCCGCAGGUCGGUGGUAGCGCACGAAAGACCAACUACGACUACACCAAGGGCAAGCUCAACGAACUCGUCCAAAUCACCAUCGACUCCGGCGCCCGCCUGUUCGUCUCCGCCGUCGGUGUCCCACCCAAGGAAGUCGUCGACAAGCUCCACGCCGCCGGCGUCCUCUACAUGAACAUGAUCGGCCACCCCAAGCACGUCAAGAAGUGCCUCGACCUCGGCGUCGACCUGAUCUGCGCCCAGGGCGGUGAGGGAGGAGGCCACACCGGUGAUGUCCCAACGACCAUCCUCAUCCCCGAAGUCGCCAGACUCGUCAAGGGCCACAAGAGCCCUAUGACCGGCCAGCCCGUGCAGGUCAUUGCCGCAGGUGGUAUCUUCAACGGCCAGACCCUCGCAGCAGCCCUCUCGCUCGGUGCCAGCGCCGUCUGGGUCGGAACUCGAUUUGUCCUGUCAGAGGAAGCCGGUGCCCCACGCGCCCACCAAGAAGCCGUCCAAACCGCCGGCUUCGACGACAACGUCCGCACCAUCAUCUUCACCGGCCGUCCGCUCCGCGUGCGCAACAACCCCUACAUCCAAAACUGGGAAGAGAACCGACAGAACGAGAUCAAGGAGUUGACCUCCAAGGGCUCGAUCCCCGUCGAGUGGGACAUUGAGCGCCUGGGCGAUGAUGUCGACGAUGAUACUAUGGAUAACGCAAGGCCGUUCUUGAUGGGCAAGGCGUCGGCGGUGGUCAAUGAGAGGAAGAGCGCCAAGGUGAUCAUCGAUGAGAUGGUGAGCGAGGCGGUGGGUGUGAUUAACAGCAACAAUUCGUUGGUUGUUAGCAGGAGCAGGUUGUAG
Zasmidium cellare ATCC 36951 is the source of this 1092-nucleotide messenger RNA. RefSeq lists its product as uncharacterized. The coding region runs from base 1 to 1092 and encodes 363 amino acids. NCBI's taxonomy places the organism in Eukaryota, Fungi, Ascomycota, Dothideomycetes, Mycosphaerellales, Mycosphaerellaceae. The record is from RefSeq and is a predicted model, not a curated record. Gene Ontology annotation, molecular function: nitronate monooxygenase activity. The transcript has 4 exons.